UACAAAUCUGCUUGUUGACACUUCCUAAAUUCUGCAUUUCUUUGGGUAAAUUCCUUCUAAAGUACGAUAAAAUUCUCCUAUAUUUUCCCUGUCCGCCAUUUUGUUUUUGUUUGAGUAACCGCUGACCAACGGCUCACAUUCGAAGAAAAUGUCAGCCUUUUCAGGCUGUUUUAUUCAUUUUAAAGGUGAAGAAGGCCCUUUAACUAACUUAACAGGGACUUCCCUCAAAAAAGUAAUAGAAUGCCAUAGUCUUUGGUYACAUUUAGAUGGAGAACAGAGAGAAAUUGCUGAGAAAACAUCAAAUCUAAUACAAAAUUUCGAGUUAACUCAUGAACACUCUGAUUUAACUGCCAGUAACCUACAGUAUCACAGGAAUUGCUACUCUAAGUUUACACAUAUCACUCUAAUUAAACGUGCCCAAGCAAGAGUCGCUAAAAAGAGAGAAAUUAAUACCAUUGAGAGUGAUACUGCUCAUCAGUUAGAGUCAGAGGAAUCGCCAACUCCAGCCAGAAAACUUUUAAGAUCGUCUACAAGUGCUACACCUACCAGUGCCAGAAGUAAAGCAGUUUUGCCACCAAUUUGCAUCAUAUGUAACCAGAAGAAGUCAUACAUCAGUGAAUUGGGAACAAAAAAGCGCGCACUAGACAAGCUGGUCACCGCGGAAACUAUUGAUGGGGGAAAACUACGUGAAGCUGCAACAAUUAAAGAAGAUCAAAGAAUUUUAGUGCACAUUCUAGACAAGGACUGUGUGGCUUUGGAAGUAAAAUACCACAAACGAUGCUACAAAAAUUAUACGUCGUUUCUAUAUAAUGCCCCACAGAAAGCAGUGUCUGAUGAUGAUGAUUGUAAAUAUUUGUACAGUAAGUCUUUUGAUAUAUUUUCGAAAUAUGUAAAACAUCACAUUGUUGACAURCACAGUAUACAUUAUAUGAGUAAGCUUAAAGCUGAGUUUAUAAAAACUGUAAAACAAGUAGAAAAUGAGGAUGCCUCAAGUUAUCGAACUUACCGACUGAAGGAACGUCUACAGCAAAGAUUCCCACAGCUAGUUUUCCAUACUCCAAAAGUGCGCAACAAGAGCGAAAUAGUCUACGUGGAGGACUUGAAUAGAGGGAAGGUUGCUGAGACUAUUCUAACAAGCAAAGAACAAAGUGAUGUCGAUACAACGGAGGAUGAGGGUGAGKAAAAUGAAGAUGAUAACGUCAAAGAAUCAGUGACGGAGGGCUCUGGAUGUAGAACACCCUUGAGAGACUUCUAUUCGGUUGCCUUGGAACUAAGAAAGCAUAUCCGUGACUACGCGUCUUCAUGGUACGAAACUUGRCCUCCACUCGCUUCAGAUUUAACUAGUGAUAGUGUUGCAAAAGUGGUCCCCCCAUUGUUAUUUAACUUCAUGGCAUGGAUGCUAGGAUACUCAGAAGAGCCUGAGGACUGUCACUAYGUUAAAAUGGAURAGAGCGCAGGAGUAAAACUAUUCUCCAUCUGUCAGGAUAUUGUCUAUAAUAAUUCCAACGGCAAAACACAGACACCAAAGUCACUCGCACUGGCAAUCGCUGUUAGGCAGAUGUCUGGGUGUUCCAGUCUCAUAAGUGYAUUAAAUGGUUUGGGACAUUGUGUAUCGUUGUCCUCUACAAUGGCGUAUGACACUGCAUUAGCGCAGCUAAACAUCGAAACMUCAGCUCUAAUACCAAAGGAAUUUGUACCUAAUGAAUCCAUCAAUCUAGUAUAUGACAACAUCGACUUUGGCGAAGAAAUAAAGAAACAAACCCAUGUCACCAAUGGAAUCAUUACCCAAAAGAUCGUUUCCGAAGAUCCCKCCCCAGUCAAACCACAUGGCAAUCCCAACAUCCGCAAAUCCAAGCGUUCACUAGAAGUUCCGCAAUCAACAAUUACGCCAUUUAGUAUUGGCAGUAAGAAGACGCCGCGGUUCCAUGAUGGAGGUGAAAUAACAAAAACUACUACUACAGCAGAAAAGCUUGACUUGGCAUAUGUACUCGUGAAGAUGGUAGAACCCAAUCGAGAUGAGAGUGUCCUUCCAGGUUGGACAGRAUUCAACACGAUGUUCUACYAAGGCAGCCAUGGAGACGAAAUAUCUAGAGUCGGAUAUCUACCAGUGAUAGAUGGGUCGCCAACRGAGUACUCUAYCAUAAAUGCAAUAUUAAAAAACAGCACARAGAUUGCAGACAAAUUGGAUCUAAGGUACUGCAUAAUUGAUUUGGUAGAUAAUCAGUAUGCCACUUUGGUGUUUGAUGAAGCGGUAUAUGCAAAAGUGCAGCAGGUCAGAUGGAAGAAUAAUCUUUACUAUAAUCGCUUUGUUGUGCGCCUUGGGGAGUUUCACGCCACGAUGUCGUUUAUCAGUGCAAUAUCAAAGAUCUUUGAAGAUGGAGGGUUGAAGAUUCUCAAUCUCCUGUACAUUUUGUCUGCAAUUAAUCUACAAUUCACAUUUUGCUGUGAAGUGUACCGCUUCGUUGAAAGCUAUGAAUCUCUUGAGGGUCACGUGAUCAAGACCGUAACCAAAAACUUAAAGAGUCUCUGCUGGAAUGAUUGCGUUUGGUUGCCAUGGUGCUUCUCGAUAAAUGUUCACCAAACAAGUCAAGGAAUAUUUGAAUGCCAAUUGAAUAACUCGAGUAAGAAAGCAAAUCCACACAAGAUGGUGGAGAGAGAAGGAUGGUCUUAUCAUGAAAUGACGACGCUAGGUGUUCAAGCAUGCAAUUUGUACGAAUGUAAGAGAAAAGAAGAUUUGGGCAAUGGAUGGCGUCGCUAUGGAGAUGCUUCUCUCAAGCUAUUUACAGASAAGAAGAACUGGACCGAWGCUCGUAAACAUUGUCAGUCGUUAGGUGGUGAUCUUCUCUCCAUUACCAGCUCACACGAGGACGACUUUGUGAAUGAAGUCUUUGUGAAGCAGCUGAGCUUGGGUUACUUCAGAAAUGAUAAUCCAGAACUGGGUGUACCUUACGAAGCAUGGAUGUUGAACCAGUCUCAGCCUACUGUACAGUUGMUUGGAAAUCCUGGCGAUUUACUGUACAAUGCCGUAGAUGGAGGAACCGCUUUGUACUUUAGUGGUAGACAGGGAUAUGCACGUGUUCCUAGAGUCGAUAUCGGUCCAGGUGGUUUUACCAUUGCGUUUUGGAUGAAACCAUUUAGUCGUGACAAUGAAAGAUUUUGGAUUCACCCUGUAGCGCUUUUGAACCACCCCUUUUCUUUGUCGACCCCACUGAAAGUUGUAGAUUYUUACUUCAUGGCURGAAGAAAUUGGAUUAGUGUGGUCAUCAUCAAYGAGACGUCAUCAUACGGCUCGACGUAA
Molecule: messenger RNA, 3298 nt
Organism: Exaiptasia diaphana
Lineage: Eukaryota; Metazoa; Cnidaria; Anthozoa; Actiniaria; Aiptasiidae
Exons: 8
Coding region: 149-3298 (1049 amino acids)
Source: RefSeq, a predicted model, not a curated record